CUUGGCCAAUGGAACCAGAUCCUCCCUGCAGUGCGUAAGAGCGCGUUUUAGGAUUUAACCAAGUCUUUGCUGCGGGGCUGGCUGCAGUCUUCAGCAGAGCCCGACGGCCCGAGAGCCUCUCGACACAAUGAGAGCGUGAUCUGCACACCGAUCUGGAGUUGAUUUCCUCUUUUCUUUUGUGCUUUUGGCUCAUUAAAUAAACUAAAUCAACGAAAUUCUUCUCGAAUGAUGACAGGAGUUUUUGAUCGGAGGAUCCCGAGUGUGAAACCCGCAGAUUUCCAGAGCUCCUUCCAGCUUUCCGCCAUGCACCAUCCGUCUCAGGAAUCUCCUACUUUACCCGAAUCCUCAGCCACGGAUUCUGGCUACUACAGUCCCGCCGGCGGAGUCCCUCACGGCUACUGCUCUCCCAGCUCCUCCUCGUACGGGAAGCCCCUCAGCGCCUAUCAGUACCAGUACCCGAGCGUGAAUGGAUCCGCUGGAAAUUACUCCACAAAGUCCUACAGUGACUACAGCUCGUACACGACCCCAGCCUACCACCAGUAUGCCGGGACUUACAGCAGAGUGCAAGCCCAGCAGAGUCCUCAAGGUACGGGCCCGAUUCGGAUCGGUUCGUGUGAAAUCAUGCAGAAAAAAGAGAUAAGCGAACCUGAGGUUCGGAUGGUGAACGGGAAGCCCAAGAAGGUGAGGAAACCUCGGACGAUUUACUCCAGUUUCCAGCUGGCCGCCCUGCAGCGGAGGUUUCAGAACACUCAGUACCUGGCGCUGCCGGAGAGAGCCGAGCUCGCUGCCUCGCUUGGUCUCACGCAGACACAGGUGAAGAUUUGGUUCCAGAACAGAAGAUCCAAAAUGAAGAAGAUCAUGAAAAAUGGCGAGCUUCCCCCGGAGCACAGCCCCAGCUCCAGCGACCCCAUGGCCUGCAACUCUCCUCAGUCUCCGGCCGUGUGGGACACGCAGGGCCCCUCCAGGGCGCACGGCCUGCAGCCACAGAGCAUCAACACGGUGGCGUCUAACUUUCUGGACAACACGCCGUCUUGGUACACCCCCGCCGGCAGCUCCAUGGCUCCCCACCUUCAGACCCCGAACUCAAUACAGCACUCGUUGGCACUCGGAACUGGGACGUUAUACUGAGAAGAAAAACAAAACCCCUGUUGUUCAUUUGGCUGAUUUUUAUUUUUUUAUUGUUAUUUUUUCCUUCUAUGGGACUCGUUCACAUUUCAGAGGAAUAUGCAAUGUAUUUGAUGACAGUCAUAGAGGAAACGUGUAAAAUGUGUAAAUGUGUGCAUGUAAUUUAUUGCAUUUUUUGGAAGACUAUUAAACGUUUAAAUGGACAAAGGAGCUUUGAA
Molecule: messenger RNA, 1343 nt
Organism: Nothobranchius furzeri (turquoise killifish)
Lineage: Eukaryota; Metazoa; Chordata; Actinopteri; Cyprinodontiformes; Nothobranchiidae
Gene: dlx5a
Product: distal-less homeobox 5a
Biological process (GO): embryo development; anatomical structure formation involved in morphogenesis; cell differentiation
Molecular function (GO): RNA polymerase II cis-regulatory region sequence-specific DNA binding; DNA-binding transcription factor activity, RNA polymerase II-specific
Source: RefSeq, a predicted model, not a curated record